UUCUUCGGCGUGCGACGAGUCGCUGACUUUUCGUACCGACUCAGUCGCUGUAUUCGCGGUAUUCGCGUUAUUCCUACGACGAUACGCACCGCACGAAUCUAGGAAUCCGUAUACACACGACGGAUUCGACGAGGUAUAAAUGCCUGUAAGACCUGUUUUCGCGAUUACCUCGUCCCGAGGAAUCCCGCCAAGUGCGUUGUUCACCAGGAAUAGAAACGCCGCCAGUCUUUGUUUGUCCGCGCACGAAGACGGGAGGAAGUGCUUAGAAUCGCCAGUGACUUCCCGUGAUUUCCAUAGUUUCGGCCGAUUGAUCGGAAAUCGCCAAAGGAUGCUGUCCUUCAUUCUAUGUUUGCUGCCUUUGGCGACAAGCUUACCCGUAGAGUCGUCCUCGAAGAAUUAUAUCUUGGAUAUUGACAAGAAUAUCCUAAGAAACAUUCGUUUCGUUGGAGAUCCUAGUCUUCAGCUGAAUCUAUCAAGCAUGAAUCUCCAUGCAAUACAGAAGAACGCAUUCGAUUAUGUAGCCGAUGUGGAGUCUCUCGACUUGUCUAACAAUUCGUUGACUUCAUUACCUGAAUUCAUUUUCUCCAACCUGACGAAGCUGAAGAAUCUAUUUCUAUCAAGCAAUCAAAUAUCGAGUGUGCGCACCCUGUUUGUUGGCUUGGAGAAUCUGCAGCUGUUGGACAUUUCCCAUAAUUAUAUCAGACAUCUCAAGAGAGGCAAUCUGUUUGGCUUGACCAAGUCCACCAGAAUUCUCAUUGACCAAAAUAUCCUCUGGAGCAUCAGCACAGGCGUGUCCGCUAACUUUUUCCUAAAGCAUACAGAACUGGAGCAAGCAGCCAACAAAAUUACAAUCAUGAAAGAAUACGAAGAACAGGAGAAGAAGGAGGAAAUCGAUAACAUGGCUUUUAACGAACGAAAGAAUCAUGAAGUUCUGAGCAAGUACACUCGAGUGAAGUUAUGCAAAUCUGACGGUGUCGUAAGGUCAUUGGAUAUCCUCUUAAAGGACGAGGAACUCGCAGAAGGAUGUGCCCAAGUGCCACUUGACGUAGACAAGAAGGAUGUGAUGCUUCAGGAGCAAAACAUAGUAGCUUUCCAAGAAGGCUGGUACCAGCUGCAGUCUUUGCCGAUCGCUUCGAUAGACCUGUCGAACAACGAAAUUGCUGAGAUCAGGGAGGAAACGCUGAACGACUUGCCGGCGGGUCUUACAUACGUAAAUUUCCUGGGAAAUAAAAUACGCAGGAUCUGGAGUCAGGUGGUUAAGAACGAGUAUCUGAGAAAUCUCAACUUCAAAGACAACCUAAUCGAGGAGAUCGAAGAUGGUGCGUUCGAGAAAACGAAGUUGUACGGACUGUACCUCGCUGACAAUCAGAUAGAAGACUUGAACUUCGUCUCCACGUUGCCGGAGACCUUAACGGAGCUUAUUCUGAGCGGAAACCGCGUAACUUCCGUUCCUAACGGCGUGUUCGCUAAGCUGCCUCACCUAAGCCAUCUGACUCUUAACGAUAACAAGAUUGACACGUUGCGGAACGACGCUUUUCAGGGUCUUGUGUCUUUGCGCACAUUGAUGUUGAUGAAAAACCGUGUGACGACGAUUGAGCCGGCCACUUUCAAAGGCUUGGUAGCAUUGAGAGUGCUCGAUUUACCUUACAAUUUCAUACGAGAUUUGCCGAACGGCACAUUCGUCGAGUUGACGGCUCUGAAGGAAUUGAAUCUCGCCCGAAACAAGAUCACCGACGCUUCGUUCGCCGAUCUUCCGAGUACUUUGAACUCCUUGCAUCUCGAUUACAACGAGAUCGAAGCGCUCGAGGAAGGCAGCUUCGUACAAGCCCCCAGGCUAUCUCUGUCCUUGACCGGAAAUAGAAUCUUCAAUAUAGCGCGUGGUGCCUUCAAUCUGCCCACGCUCAGGGACCUGUACUUAAACAACAACAAUUUGACAACUAUCGAAAGCAACAGUUAUGAAGGUUUGAGACAUUUGAGACGCCUUUGGCUCUCAGAUAACUUUAUCACCAAAAUCCACAAGGGUUCCUGUAAAAAUUUCGGCAGCCUCUAUAUUUUGGAUAUAUCUAGGAAUCCUUUCCACAAACUGGAGAACGGCGCUCUGUACGGUAUCAGCACCGGUAUGGGAAGCAACGUGUAUAUUUAUGAGAACAAUCUGAAGGAAAUGCAAGCCGGUCUCUUUGAAAACGUUUAAUCGCUUUAAAAAGUUCGUUCUAACAUGACACGAUAUACUCAUCUACGAUAGAUAAAAAAUUUAUCAACACAUUUUCGCACAUCUCUAUAUUUACCAUUUUAUAUAUUCAU
Harpegnathos saltator (Jerdon's jumping ant) is the source of this 2301-nucleotide messenger RNA. Its product is annotated as slit homolog 2 protein. The transcript has 2 exons. Lineage: Eukaryota; Metazoa; Arthropoda; Insecta; Hymenoptera; Formicidae. The coding region runs from base 140 to 2191 and encodes 683 amino acids. The record is from RefSeq and is a predicted model, not a curated record. Gene Ontology annotation, molecular function: protein binding.